UCCUCACUACAAUCUAGCAUUUGUUCAAGCUCUCUCACCUCUCCAACGAAAACCAAGAGUCUUUCCAAAUCCCAAACCCUAAACAAAUCCACCAUGUCCUCCGCGGCGGCGACAACCACCAAGGGCGGCAGAGGCAAGCCCAAGGCCACCAAAUCGGUCACCAGGUCCCAGAAGGCUGGUCUUCAAUUCCCAGUCGGCCGGAUCGCCCGGUUCCUCAAGACCGGCCGAUACGCUCAGCGUGUCGGAUCUGGGUCUCCUGUCUACCUCUCCGCUGUCCUCGAAUACCUUGCUGCUGAGGUGCUGGAGUUGGCUGGAAAUGCUGCAAGGGACAACAAGAAGAGUAGGAUUAUUCCUAGGCACAUUCAACUCGCCGUGAGGAACGACGAGGAGUUGAGCAAGCUCAUGGGUUCUGUCACCAUUUCCCAAGGAGGUGUUCUGCCUAACAUCCAUCAAAAUCUACUGCCCAGGAAGGUUGGUAAGGGGAAGGACGAGAUUGGUUCUGCAUCUCAGGAGUUUUAGGAUCUGUUUAAGUUAGUACAAGCAAAAUGGGCUUCUUUUUGGAUCUGCUUCUUUUGGUGCGUUAGAUAGCUUGUAAUGAAGUAGCCUUUGGUGAUGUAAGUACAGCAUGGUGAUUGAGUUGUUUAGCACUCUAAUAUGUUAUUAUUCGCUUGAAAUGAAAUGGAAAAUUUAUAUUUUGUGAA
Messenger RNA from Alnus glutinosa, 701 nucleotides. Its product is annotated as histone H2AX-like. Bases 94 to 519 code for a protein of 141 amino acids. NCBI's taxonomy places the organism in Eukaryota, Viridiplantae, Streptophyta, Magnoliopsida, Fagales, Betulaceae. Gene Ontology annotation, molecular function: protein heterodimerization activity; structural constituent of chromatin; DNA binding. The record is from RefSeq and is a predicted model, not a curated record. Gene Ontology annotation, cellular component: nucleosome. The transcript has 2 exons.